CCUAGCAGCAGUUUUACUGUAGUGGGAUUCACUGAAUUAACAGUGACAGCAAGGAAAAGAUUCUUCUGUAGUCUCUUGGGUGAUGCGUAGACAAAUAUCAUGGAAAACGGAUGCUUUCUGCAAACAGAUACUGCUGAGCUGAAGAAAUCCUGCCAUUUGCAGAACAACUUUCCUCAUGCUUUGUUUGUUGCGCAAGCAGAGUUUAAUGUUUGUCUACUUUUUUGGAGUUGUUUGUAUAUUGAAAUGACACCUCUUCAGGCAAACUAAAAGCUAAUGGCACUGACGAUAAAAAGUAUAAAGGAGAACGAUCUCCUUGUGACCCCUCCCGUGUCCUCCACAUCCGCAGAGUUCCCAUCGAAGUGUCCGAGGCAGAGGUCGUCUCACUAGGAGUCCCUUUCGGCAAAGUCACCAACCUGUUGUUGCUUAAAGGGAAAAACCAAGCUUUUAUAGAAAUGGCUUCUGAAGAAGCAGCAAUCACCAUGGUCAACUACUACACCACAGCCACACCCCAUGUCCGCAACCAACCCGUCUACAUCCAGUAUUCCAACCACCGUGAGCUCAAGACUGAUAAUCUGCCCAAUCAGGGGAGGGCUCAGGCUGCUCUGCAAGCUGUCAAUGCAGUGCAUUCUGGGAAUAUGACUCUCUCUGGGACUGCGACAGCCAGUGACGGUGGAAUGAUGCCGGGACAGAGUCCUGUGCUUCGUUUAAUCGUAGAGAAUCUCUACUACCCAGUGUCUCUAGAAGUGCUACACCAGAUCUUCUCCAAAUUUGGGACGGUCCUGAAGAUCAUUACCUUCACCAAGAACAACCAGUUCCAGGCCUUGCUACAAUAUGCAGAUCCAAUGAACGCACAUCACGCCAAAGUGGCUUUGGAUGGGCAGAACAUCUACAACGGCUGCUGCACUCUGCGUGUUGAAUUCUCCAAGCUGACCAGUCUGAAUGUGAAAUACAACAACGACAAGAGCAGGGACUUCACACGUCUAGACCUACCCUCAGGGGACGGGCAGCCCACGCUGGACCCCACCAUGCAGACCGCUUUUGGGGCUCCUGGGAUAAUUUCCUCUCCAUACCCCGGGGCGGCUGGUUUCGCCCCUGCUAUCGGUUUCCAUCAGGCAGGUCUGUCUAUGCAGACGAUGCCUGGUGCUCUGGGACAUCUCACCAUCCCUUCAUCAGCAAUGACAGGACGGAUGACCAUCCACGGCAUGGCCCCCACCGCCAUCCACUCUGUGCUCCUCGUCUCCAACCUCAACCCCGAGAGCAUAUCUCCACACGGGCUCUUCAUUUUAUUCGGAGUGUAUGGAGAUGUUCACCGAGUCAAGAUUCUGUUCAACAAGAAAGAGAAUGCUUUAAUACAGAUGGCAGACGCCACGCAAGCCCAGCUCGCCAUGAGCCAUUUGAACGGUCAGCGUCUGCAUGGUAAGGUGAUCCGUGUGACCAUCUCGAAGCACCAGACGGUGCAGCUCCCCAGGGAGGGUCAGGAGGACCAGGGCCUGACCAAAGACUUCAGUGGGAGCCCGCUGCACCGCUUCAAAAAGCCCGGCUCCAAGAACUUCCAGAACAUCUUCCCUCCCUCCGCCACCCUGCACCUCUCAAAUAUCCCUCCCUCCACUACGGAUGAUUUUCUGAAAGACCUGUUUGCCAGUUCUGGAUACACAGUCAAGGCCUUCAAGUUUUUCCAGAAGGACCGCAAGAUGGCGCUGAUCCAGCUGGGUUCGGUGGAAGAAGCCAUCCAGGCUCUUAUCGACCUCCACAACCAUGACCUGGGAGAAAACCACCAUCUGCGAGUGUCCUUCUCCAAAUCCACCAUCUAGCACCCCCUUCACUACAAACACACCCUGUCCCCAUCCUCCCCAUACCAGCCCUUCAACCUUCAGCAGUCUGACUGUAUCAUUCAGAGAAUAAGACUGACUGACAAACUCAAAAAAAAAAAACCAUUACAGAUAUUCAUGGGGUAGUUUUAGAGAUUUCCAAAUAGAAAAAAGAAAGAAAAAAGUAAAUAAGAGACUACUGCAGAACCUUUAGACAGUCUUGAGAGUGAGUUUAUUUUACUCUCACGAAACCAGGGCUGGAGACACAUGGGAUAUCCAUGACAAUAUGACGUUUCUGGGAAGUAGGACUCCCUCUUUAGUCGACUGGCGAGGAUUUGUUGGUGUGAAACGCAAACUAACAUGAGGUGAACAUUCUCAAAGAAGUCAAUGCUGAGGAAGUUUCUUCACCGCACACUUGCCGAUUACAUUGGAGACUGACGCUCCUGUAGCCCAAUGGCCUUGAUACCCCAGACCUAAGUGAGGGCGGAGUCUCCUCUGUGCCUCCCCCAAAAAACAACACCUUCAUUCUCAUUGGCUGUUUCAACGGAGCGCCCCAUUUCCCGUGGCAUGUGUUGAACGCACGGUCACUGUUUGAAUGUCGCUGACAUCAUCAUCAAGGUGCUGCUGGAAAUAAAAAAAUCUGUAGCGACGGCCUCGACCAAUGGGCUUGUCCUUUUUCUUCAGAGUAGCAUUAAAACAAGAGUGCUAUGGAUUCAAGAAUGAGUGCAUUUAAAAUUCGCAGCUGUUUCGGCUUACAGACCUUUUGUUUCUCGGCACUUUGAUUGCUUUGAAUUGAAGACAGGCACCGUGGGGAAUGUUUGGCAUCCUCAUAUCUGUUUACUGUGCAAAGAUGUAUAGCCAGAUGGUAGGCAUCUGUGAAUAGAUAGUGAAUGGCGUGAUUUGUUUUUUUCUUGUAUUAUGAAAAUUUUAUAUCGGACAGACCAGCCUCUUGUGGGCUCUCUGCACCUGCAAUGCUGUCAGAGAACAUCUGUGUGCAAUGGCCCGAUGUCAUUGUCCAGUCGAUGGGGUUCAUCUGAACCGAGGCGAACAUUUUCAAAAAUGCACGAUCAUUCCGGAAAACUUACGGCCAGCUGUCAACCUUACUGGAACGCUCCAAUCAGCAACGCCCAGCCUGAUAGUAGGCUCCGCCUCCUAAGUGAAAUUCUCAAUGUGAAUGGUAUAGCCCGUGAUCUUGAUGGGAAAUUGAUGAUUUCCUCCAUUCUGUUCCCCCUCUUGCUCUUAGUUGAAUCUUUUCCUUUCAUUCUUCUUGUUUUCCAUCUAUCCACACAGGGGCAGAAGGUUCUGUGCUCUUUACUUCGUUCUUUCACUCCUCGGCUCUGGCCACAGGUGUGAGAGUUUGCAGCCAUGGGCUCUGUAGAAACUGUAGUGAAGCCCAUUGAGUCACAGCAAAAAAAGAGGGCGGCACUCUCUUUUGCCUUGCAGUCCCACACUAAAUGCCUCUGCAUGUGACCAAACCAAAUAUUUAAGGAAAGAAUGAUAUGGAGACGCCACCUAGUUUCCAAAACCUAGCGAGUUGCUGCAUAGACAGCUGUCUUCUAAUGCAGCAUCCUAAUUGCCAUGAAAGCCCAUAAGUGACUAAUCUGAACUGACUGAUCUGCACAGGAAACUCGCCUCCAGUAGAGUCCAGACCAGAGGUUUUCUUCAAGAGGUGUAGAUGGUAAACUCUGAGUCUGUAUCAUUGGUGAAAAAUAAGGUCAGCUUAGACGAAUCUUGUAAGCCAAUCACACAAAGACCUUGUCAUCACGGAAAUACUUGCAACAGUCAAUAAUCAUUGAUGGAGACCAUCAAAAUCCUGUUAAUUUUUUGGCAGCAAGAUACAAAUAUAGCUCACACCAAAACUAGCAUUGCCUCCAUAGAUUCCAUUCAAAAAAUUGAUACAUUAUGAGUUUUGAGCAGCAUUUGAAGCCUGGCAUUGGUGGACUCAAUUGAUUUUAGUUCAGUUAGAUGUUAGCAUGUUGCGAAGCUGAUAAUGCAGUACAAAAGAAAAGAACCCAUUACUGUCUACGUUAGAGGCGGCACUAUUUCUGAUGUAAUCUGUGCUUUUGCGCUACUUCCGACAACAGGACAAAUUCUGAACGUUGGGUUUAUUUACUAUAGACAGUCUAGAGAUGUUGCAAUGCACUGCGCCAAACAUUGCACACUAUGUAAAUGUAAAAAUACAUAGAAAAUGCUCAAUAUUUACUUGUGCUUUAUGUUUAUACACAGACAUUGCAACAUUAGCUUUGCUACAUGCUAAUGUCAUACUCUUGAAUCAGUUGAUUUGGUAAAUUUGAGGGUAUUCGGCCUCAUACAAAACAUCAACACUGCAGUCAAAAUAAUUCAGUUUUAAUCAAACAAUUUUUUUUUUUUACCUUGAUUCCCCCACUAUCUUGAAUUAGCUUCCCAGUGCAUUCUGGGAAUACCUUAUCCACAAAGGAUACAUGCAGUGCUGCCUUAGAUUUUGGCCAAAAUUAGAUAUCAUAGAAGGCUGGAACAGCCUUUGUGCUGGGAGAAUGCCUGUGAUGCCUUAAAAUGUUGUCUAAGUAGACAGCUCACUAGGUUUUGGAACAUGGCAAUGGUGUGCACAUACAGAAGCUGAUUCUAUAUGUAUGUGUUUAGUUAGUACUAGUGCAUUAUUACCGGUUUUAUCAGGAGUCUCUUAUAUAUGAUGAUAUAUGAUGACUCCCUUGUGCAUACGAGCAAGGUGCUGUCUCAUUUAGUGAAAAUCUGGCCUUAACAUUCCAAGGAAGGUCACCGUAGACCUGUUGAGUAGCAUCUAAAGGGAGCAGCUUCUGUGCCUGUGCACUAUAUCCUCUUUUAAUGUCCGUUUGAGUCACAGUUAUGAAAUAAAUCAAGAAUCGUCCUGUUCAUGCAAGGCAAGGGACAGUGACUUUUUUUUUUGUCUUUGACUGAUGUCACCUGAAGCGAUUCAAAACUUCGCUUUCACUUCUCAAAAGAAAUUGAAUUUUGUUGAAGUUUACAGUCUCAAAGCAAAACUAUUCAGGUCUAUAUAUCUUAAGGAUUGUCAAGAUUUUUUGAGAAAAAAGAAGUUACUUAUUUUUGGUAAUUUGUUCUUUUUUAUGGAAGAGAAAAAAAUCAAAUUUGAAACCUCAUCGGGUUUUUGUACCACUAUAAUCAUUCAAGAAAUCAUGGUGAAAAGUAAAAAAAAAAAAAAAAAAAUCAUAUUUACUGUGUAUUUACCUAAUUUCUUAUUACGUGCCUUAUUAUGUGUUCAUAAUCAAAUAGGUUUUAGAAAUUUUACCUUAAAUAUCUUAUGUACUAUUUUGUGGGAUUGGUGAGAGGGUUGACUUAUUUUGAUCUUGAUUUUUAUUUUUUAUUUUUUUUGUUGUGUAGCUCUUAUAGAUGUGCAUUUUGUGGGGACUCAGUACCAUGUUGUCUUAAUAUGAUAUGAGAUGUAAGUUAUGAUGUAUGGUGCUGUGAAUGCUCUCAUUAGAAAAAAUGAACGGUGAGCUCAGCGAUGUUCAGAGCAUGCUGUGGGUCUCUAUUCUCCCUCGCUGAUGUGUGUGUGUGUGUGUGUGUGUGUGUGUACAUAUGUAUGCUAGACCCGCGUACCAUUGUUACAUAAAGCCUUUCUAGGCCAAAAAAAGUUCCUCGAUCUCUGAUAUAAAAAUUUCGCACUCGAAGACAGAGGUUGCUGUAAGCUUGCUUAUUGUUCUGAUUAAAUAGUAUGAAUUUGAGCUGUUAUGAGCACAUCUGUGAAGUUUUUGUUCUUUUCUAAGUGAUCACGCUUUUUUGCCAGAAGAAUGCUAAAAUGGCCAAAAAAAAAAAAUCGCAGUGAUUUACAUUAAAGCAGCCACCCAAGUUAUUCCUAGAGUAGUGGUCAGCCGAUAUAUCGGCCGAUAUUUGGCUUUUUUAUUUCUGUUUACCCGAUAUUUCAGAAGACUUUUAUUUUGAUGGAGUGCGGGACAUUUAUUCUGACAGCACUGAGACGUCAGUGCUUUAACGCACACAGCUCCCGUUCUCCAUCUUCAUUAGUUUACCAUCUCUGUUCAACAGUUCUGAAUAAUAAAUUAUGACACAGUACCACACUAAACAGUAUUAUAGCGUUUGCUUUUCUAUUAUUGGUAACAGAAAAGCGAAACACUAUAAUACUUCCUCAUCAAGUGUCAGCAAAUACACAUUUAAUUUAAACUAAAGUCUUUGAGUAUGCACUAUGCAGUAAAUUUUACUAACCUUGCAAAUUUGAUUGAAUUCAGCUGUUAGAUCCCAUGAAAUGUGCAUUUGUUGACUGCAUAAAAAAAUUACCAUCUAAUUAAAAGUAUUUAUUUUACAGAUUUAUUUUUUUAUUAAGUUAAUUUUUUCAUAUUUAUUAAUUUUCACAUUUUCAAAUUCAGUAAAUAUUAUGUAAAAUAAAUAUAAAUUUAAUUUUAGCAAUUGUUAUGCAUGUGUUUUUACUGUCUUUAAAUGAAAUAGUGCGGUGAUAUAUCGGCUUUAUAUCGGCCAUCAAAAAAAUCUAUAUGGGUCGACCACUAAUCUUGAGACUUGGAGGGGGGCUCUUUUUAUUUUGGGCCAGUAAGUAACCACCUAGCAACUACCGGAGCACCCUAGCAACCACAUAGCAACACAACAAAAUCACUCCGAACAUCUCAGCAACCAUAUAGUAACAUUCUGGCAACCUCCCACAAACCAUAAUGCGAUGCCAGUGAGUUUUUCCACAGGAAGGACCACUCAGAAAUCAAUAUCUGCCAGUGUGGACUAUAUCAUACAGUGUGAUCUGCUUGAUAUCAUCUCUGUUCUGUCUUUCUAAUAUGAUUACGAAACUCCUAAUACAUACGAUCAGUCUAAAUUUGCCUCAGAAUGAGCGCACAGAGACCCAGAAGCCCACAGCAUUCGCUCUAAGUGUUCAGGUCUGCCUUCAUCAUUUUGCUGUGGAGUGAUGCUGAAGUCUGAGACCUCCGCCUGUGUGUUUUGGAGUUGUAUCUUAUUUACUGUAUCUUAUAAUUGAUUCAUUUUAGGGGUUUUGGCCUGUUUUGUUCUUGCUCUGUUGUGAUACUUUUUGUUCUUUUUUUUUGGGUUUGUUGAUUUUCUUUAUUAAGAGUGUGAAAACUGGUUCAAGAUUGUUGUCUGUCACUCUGCCUCUUCACAACAGCAGAUCUGGGUCUGUAACGUCCACCGAUGUGUGCGAACGGGAAUGAGAGCGAUCGCUAGAGGUCAAGUCCAUCAGAAGUGCUCGGAUGGCGAAAUAUGCUGCGCAAGCGGCUCCAAUGCUUUUUAUUUAUCAACAGGAGAAAAGCCAGACUCCAUAAACAUGUCACAGAAGUCACAAGAAGUAAUUUGUUUUUGUUUCACGACGCGUAAAAAUUUUCCAACCACGUCUUGACUCAGGCAACAACGUUCCGCUGUGUUGUAAGACAUUUUCUUGUCGAUAUCCGCGCUCACUCGAACAGUUUCACACGUGUAUGGUUUUUUCCAGGUUUUUUACUGAAAAAGUCACAAAUAAUGCAGGACCAAAGUUUAUGUGCCUUUCAUCUAGCUUAUUUGUAACUUAUUUCCUGGCUGUAUAUCAGAAACCAACAAACUUCUUGUAUUUUCCACUCUCGAUCAUGUUACGAGUCUGUUCUGUUCGUUUCCCUCAGAAAGGUCAAGCCAUAUCCUUUCCCCCGUCAAACGAGACUCAUUUGCGAUUCUGAAUGUGUUACCGGGCCCUUAUGGAUUCAUUCAAACCGCCUUUCGCUUUCGGUAUUUCAUAAACUGCUCCGGAUAGACGCCACGAUCUGUAAAACGGAUAAGCGGUUACACUUUUUGCUGAUAUCGUCAUUGAUUCCAUUAAAAAGCUUUACUCUAAAACAUACGAGACCAUAACGACAAACUAACCAGUGAAACCAAAGGAUUUGAUUGAAUUGGAACUGAUGCAGCACUGUUCAGACUGAAAUAUUUUAUUGCUUUAUUAUGAUGCAAUUGACCCUUACGAUCUAAACUUUAAAUUUCAGCCAUAAUGCUUUCUAUUUUCUUCUCAUUACUAAAUUUAUGGGCUUUAAUUAUGCUAAUUGAACUGUCUAAUUUGCAUUAAAGGGAGGGGCUAGACUAAAUUAUCAAACUGAGGUGUCGCUCAAGCACAGCGCACAUACAGAAGUGCCUGAGUUGAUCUCAGGAUGCUCUGACACGCAACGAAAUACCUAAUUUAUAAUUUUUAUGAAUGUUUCACUACCAAAAUGAAACAAAUGCUGUACAUAUGUGUUCCCUUACUGUUUUAUUUUAUUUUAUUUUUUAACCUGGCCAAAAAAUGGUUUCGGGGAACAAGAUACACACACACACACCAAUAUGAACUGGUUUUUAUAUUUAUGGAAGUUAACAUGAAAACACAGUUUGUCUUCUGUAUUUUGAUAUCAUACCAGUACCAGCUUUCAUUUGUAAAGCCGUUUAUGUGACUUGUGGGAAUUGGGGAGAGACAUGAGCGUAUCCAGUUUAUGAGUUUGAUGUAAUAAAUGCAAAUAGAAGAUAAACUAUUAAAGAAACAUAUUUUCUAA
Messenger RNA from Cyprinus carpio (common carp), 8296 nucleotides. RefSeq names its product polypyrimidine tract binding protein 3 (gene ptbp3). The transcript is spliced from 13 exons. The record is from RefSeq and is a predicted model, not a curated record. NCBI's taxonomy places the organism in Eukaryota, Metazoa, Chordata, Actinopteri, Cypriniformes, Cyprinidae. Gene Ontology annotation, biological process: mRNA processing; regulation of RNA splicing. Gene Ontology annotation, cellular component: nucleus. Bases 453 to 1811 code for a protein of 452 amino acids. Gene Ontology annotation, molecular function: mRNA binding.